This is a messenger RNA of Anguilla anguilla (European eel), 3346 nucleotides long. Its product is annotated as thymocyte selection-associated high mobility group box protein TOX-like. The transcript has 9 exons. Gene Ontology annotation, biological process: regulation of transcription by RNA polymerase II; leukocyte differentiation. Lineage: Eukaryota; Metazoa; Chordata; Actinopteri; Anguilliformes; Anguillidae. The record is from RefSeq and is a predicted model, not a curated record. Bases 356 to 2014 code for a protein of 552 amino acids. Gene Ontology annotation, cellular component: nucleus. Gene Ontology annotation, molecular function: chromatin DNA binding.
AGUGAGAGGGGUGAGAAGCGAAUGAAACUGUCCCUCUUGCGAACUGCGCGAGGUUUCUGUUUUCAUAAAACUGAGGAUAAAACAACUUUCUGGAGUGGAAACCAGUUUAGACGGACAACGCGAUCAUUUGUCAUAAUUCAUCAUUUCAAAGCUUGUGGCAUCCGUUUCCUUUUCCUUUCUUUUUUUUUGCGAAACCGCAAACGGAUGUGUAAGCAUCGAAGUGUUCCUGUAAAUCGACACUGCAAAUGUCGAACUUUUACUAACGCAACGACUCCCCUUUUUUGUUGCCGAAUCGUUACCUUACAGCGAAAACAGAAGUAAGUGGGGAAACAGGUGAUUUGGUAGAUCUGAUGAAAUGGACGUGCGAUUUUACCCUCCUCCGGUUCCACAGAACAGUUUGAUACCGCCUCCAUCAGCAACAGACCCUUCCUGUCCGGAACCCUCGCUUCGCUUUGACCCUCUAUAUUGCAACCAGUUUGACAGAGAGAACAUGUACAUGAGCAUGAGCGAGCCGAUCCAGGACUUCACCCCGGUCUGCCAGGCGUACCCUGUGUCCAGCCUGGGGGACGAUGACUUCAACAUCCCCCCUAUCACGCCCCCCGCCCUCCCCGAGCUCACACUGCCCCCACGAACAGAGUCAGAGCCCGGAACGUACCAUUCCCUGCGCACCCCCGUCACUCAGAGCGGACUGCACCCCUUCCACCCCUACAGAAUGGACUCGCCCGAGGUGACCAUCUCCAACACUUUGAGCCAAGAUGGAGGUCCGGCCCCCAGUUUCCUGUCAGCUAUGCUGCGCAAGACUAGCUCCUCCCAGUGUGGAGCCUACCCGCAAGUGGACGACUUCAGGCCCUGCAUCCAAUCGGUGAUGGUUCAGCACGGUCAGCUGACCACAAUCAACCAAUCGGAGCUCAGCGCGCAUCUUGGGCUGAGUGGGAACGACGUGGUUCACGGCUCGCCGUCCCCGCCGGGGAGCAAGCGCAGGUCGCCGUCCCCGAGCAGCUCCACGCAGGAAGACGAGGCUGACGGGGUCCUGAAGGGCGUGGUCUCGCAGGGGGGCGGAGCAGAGAAAAGGCAGGCCGCAGACCUGGGGAAGCCGCCCAAAGUGCAGAAGAAGAAGAAGAAGAAGGACCCGAACGAGCCGCAGAAGCCGGUCUCGGCCUACGCCCUCUUCUUCCGCGACACGCAGGCCGCCAUCAAGGGCCAGAACCCCAGCGCCACCUUCGGGGAGGUGUCCAAGAUCGUGGCCUCCACCUGGGACGGGCUGGAGGACGAGCAGAAACAGCUGUACAAGAGGAAGACCGAAGUGGCCAAGACUGAGUACCUGAAGCAGCUGGCAGCCUACAGAGCCAACCUGGUGUCCCAGAGCUACUACGAGUCGGGUGAAGUCACCGCUCCGCAGGGCUCCCAGUCGCCAGCGUUCCCCAGGUCAGGACAGGCAAACAGUGGGGUUUACCCCGAACGCUCUCACCCCCAACACCUGCGUCCCACCGCCCCUAUGCCAACACCUCUCCCUGGAGCCAACAUGGCGUCCCCGAUGUCUCUACCUGGAGCCAACAUGGCGUCCCCAAUGUCUCUCCCUGGAGCGAACAUGGCGUCACUGAUGUCUCUGACCGGAGCCAACAUGGCAUCACAGAUGCCUCUCCCUGGAGCCAACAUGGCGUCCUCAAUGUCUCUUCCUAGAGCCAACAUGGCCGCCUCGUCCCCUCCCCCACACCCCACAAUGCAGCGGGGUGUUAGCCUCCAGCACCAGCAGCAGUUUGUUCCCAUGCAAAAGCCCCUUGGCAACCACCAGCCCUUUGGCAACCACCAUCAUCAGCUUCCGCUCCACCCCCAAACCACAGCACAGGGAUUUCUUCCUCAAGCAGAGUUCCUGGGCAUGUUGAGCAGAACAUCAACAGUGGGCCUCGCCUUGACUCCGCCCACCGAUUACAGCCAAUCAGGGUGCAGAGAUUCCUCUUCUCAGGGACUGGAUUGGAGUGUGGAUUACUAUAGCAAUGGGACCCUGCAGAGAUGAACAGGGCCGUCCCUCAGCUCUUCUACACCCUGGUCAGAAGCAGGGGGGCCGGAGUCCACCGUUAAAUCCCAGAGCAAACCUGCCUUCCUUGCGCUACGAGUCUGAAAAGGACAUUUUUUUUCUCCUGCUGAAAUGUGUUAUAUUCCUUAACUGCCAUAGCUUGUAGUAAAACAAAACCCUGAGCAGGAAUGGCCAGGCCAUGUAUUGUUUGGGGUCAGGGAUAUGGUCAGUCCAUCCUCUGUCGAAGGUGGGUUUAUGGCCUGCUCAUGUACCAUAGAGGGUGGGUUUAUGGCAGUGCAUACACCAUAGAGAGUGGGGUUAUAGCCAGCUCAUGUACCACAGAGGGUGGGUUUAUGGAAGAUCAUGUACCAUAGAGAGUGUGGGUUUAAGGUCAGCUCGUGUACCAUAGAGGGUGGGUUUAUGGAAGAUCAUGUACCAUAGAGAGUGUGGGUUUAAGGUCAGCUCGUGUACCAUAAAUGAUGGGCAUUUAAUCAAGUGUUGCACUCCAUCAUUCUUUACAUGCAAUUUAUCAUAAAUUUAAGCAACAGCCCGUUAUUGUGGAAACGGAGGCUUUACCUCUGAGGCUUGCUAAAGAUGAGCAGAAGAGCAAACAGUUUUACCUUUAUGGUUUUACCCUUUGUCUUAAAAGGGAUUUUCUAUUGGAAUAUGUUUAUAUUCUGCCAUCUAAUUUAUAAUUCAAUUAUAGUAUAAUAUUUGCAGUGUUCUCAUUUUGUUUUGGUCUUGCUGAACAUCAGGUUAAAAUAAGUUGUACAUUGAGGAAAAACUACUUAGAAAUAAGGAGUAAGAUUAUUUUGAAGUACAGAGGGCUUGUUUUUUUAAAAUCUAUCUAAUGUUAUUAUUUUUCUCUUAGUAAGUACCACUGAAACCCUCAGCGAGCAUGCCAAAUGCGUAUCUGGCAUUAAUGAGAUUAACUAGCUGUGACAGACUGUACAUAUGGUUAAUUCAUACCAUGUCUUUUUUUUUUUUUUAAACCGAAUGAAACAUUUUGUACCUAUUUAUGAUAUAAUAAAUAUAGAUUUUUGUACCUAACAGUUUCAGAACUGAAAAAUGUGGGGUUUUUUUUUUGGACAGAACUGAUCCAAACAGCUUUGCAAAGACUAUUUUGUGUCAAAAAAUAAAGCUAAACUGCAUUUUUGUGCAGUAACUAGUAACCUUGAGAAUAGUCUUUUUUUUAUAGCUUGCAAUGCAUUUGUUAUUGUAUUUAGCAAAAGUCAGCAUAUCAUUGUUUUUAUGUUAAAUGUCUGUAACUAUACAUAGAUUUGUAAUAUUUAUGAACAUUUAAUACACAACAAUAAAUGACUGGUUUGAACA